AGGGGUGGGGGAAACAAGGGUGGAAGAGAGAGAGACAAUACGAUUCCACAAAAUUAUUCCGGUGCACCGUCACUCCAGCAUCGCUUAAUAAGGAGCAUCAUUUUAAUCUCCUGUCUCAUACCUUCUACAAACCGAGCUCGACAGCACAGGAGGGAUUUUUUUUUCCGUUUCUACUGCAGAGGUGCCUUUGGUUCCGCGUCGUUGAUGACUAUUUUUCGCCAGAAGACGGGAAGAAAUCUCGGCACUUUCCCCAGACCUUAUCAGCACAGCCAUCUCUAUUGUUUGGGGUCACAAGACAAGAGCCACCACUUGGGCAAGAUUGUUAUCUUCAAACACAGAGUCAGUUGCAGCUUUCAGAUUAGAGGAGACCCCCUUUGUUACAUGUCAAAAAUAUUUAGGAACACAUACGUGCAUUCAGAAUAAAAUCAACAGUUCGGGUUUAAGAUAAAGCAAUAUUACCGUUUUAGGCCUUAAAUUGUAGUUUUAAUUUUGCAGCGAUUGACGAAAGGCGAUGCCCAGGAUGGGAGAUGAUGUUUUAUUGUAACAGAAACCAAAGCAAGUCCUUCUGCUGAUUUUCAACCCUGUUGUGGGAAUACCCUUACAGAGAAACAUCAAGGACCUACAAUUUUAAAAGUUGUUCAAAAGUGUAAGAAGUUAUUCUUUCUCACUAUAAAGCAAAAGAAAACUGAAGAUGAUGCUGAGCCCUGACCAACCCGACUCCGACCAUCCGUGGGCUCAGUCCGAUGCUGAAUCGGUACUAAACGAUAUGAAAGUCGGGUGCGUUUCCGACGAGCCCGGAGAAGGGGACGGAAAGACUAGAGCGCUGGCCCCCCAAACCUUAAGCCGGGAGGAGAAGCGCAGGAGGCGGCGAGCGACAGCAAAGUACCGCUCGGCACACGCCACAAGAGAGAGGAUCCGGGUCGAAGCUUUUAACGUGGCUUUUGCUGAACUGAGAAAGUUACUCCCCACACUGCCCCCGGAUAAGAAGCUGUCCAAGAUUGAAAUUCUAAGGUUAGCCAUUUGCUACAUCUCUUAUCUGAACCAUGUACUGGACGUUUAGUGACUUUAUGAAUUUUACUUUUGAAAAAGCGGAAUACGAAGAAGAAAGAAAAAUCAAAGUACAUUUGGCUCCCGCGGGAUGGAAAUGUGGAAGAAAAGAACAACUUCACCGGUAUUGUAACUUCAGUAUUUUCGUUUAAGAAACAGCGGCAGUGUUUACAGAGAAAUUAGAAAGGAAGGCGCGCUGCUGUUGUCGACUCCAAGCCCAAAUUCUCCGGCAAAGCAAAAGCAGAAUUUCCCGGUAUAUGAAAAAGAACCGAUACCUGUAAACACAAUCUGUUGUUAAACUAGCGAAACAAGAAUGCAAUAAUUUAGGGGAUACGAAAGAUCUCUAGACAGGGUCUUGGAUACAUUCUUUCACAAAUUCAUCUAGAACUUGUCCCAGAUAUUUGUAACGUUUUUGACUUUAGUUACGAAAAGUCCAUUCGGAGUGGUAAAUUUCAAAAGAUGGACACGAUUUAGACGAAAGAGGGGAAAUAGCUGCUUAAUAAUAUGUAGUUACGAUUUCCUAAAAGAGGAAAAAUAAAUGAAAAUAUUUAAGUGCCACUUCUUCUUAAAAUACAUCAGAAUUGUGACCUUAAUAUUUAUUUAUUAUCUUUGCUUCUAGAUUUAUAUUAUUUAUUUAUAUUGCUGUUUUUAUUUUAUUUUUUUACAGUCCGUGUCUUUUGUAUGACCCGUUGUUUACAUUUAAAUGUGUAUGUAUAAUUAUCUAUAUUUUAGUCUGUGUUUUUGGAGUAUAAAAGUGAUAUUUUUGCUCUCCUAUUGCACUUGUCAGUGGUUAUUUUUAUGUUGAAAGUAUGUUGUAAAUUGAAUCGUAUGUCAAUGUUUUUUUGGGGUUUUCAUCUGUCCAUGGCAACGAUAAGCACUUCUAUCUGGGUAGAACCCUUAGAUAACUUGUUGAUAUCAACAUUGUUUAAACGUAGCUUUUUUUCUGAAAAACGUCUUAAGGGGAUGGCUGCUUGGAAUUUAAUAUUACACAAAACUCAUUGGUCCCAAAAGGCAAUAAAAAUGAAGUCUUUCUCCAUUCACAAUUGUCAUGCACAAGACUGAGAUUUGGAUCUUAUGAGUCCGACAAACACGGCUGGAGCUUUCAGUUCAGUUUUGAAAGUCUUGGGAUAUAGCUCCCUCGACCAAGGUUAAAUUCCAGGUUGCCUUUCCUUUGCUGCGACCAAAAAUAGGAAUUUUCGAUUAAGUCUGUGGGUUGUUUUUUUAGUUUGUUUUUAAUUACGUGUGAGUGUCUCUGCUGUGAACCUCUUUAAUACAAUAACUGAUUUUAUAGUGAGGAAAAACGACAUAUCUGCUAUCCAAAGAUUUUUGUCUUUCAGGGUUUUUAUCGUGUCUUCGUUGCUUUAUAGCACAUAUUUUGUAGUGAAGUAGCUAUAAUAAGCUGGUUUCUAACGAACACAGUUUUUCAUAUCUUAAUGGUGAGCUGUUUUGAAAAUAAAUAUCUAAAAAAGUAA
This is a messenger RNA of Lepisosteus oculatus (spotted gar), 2519 nucleotides long. The record is from RefSeq and is a predicted model, not a curated record. Lineage: Eukaryota; Metazoa; Chordata; Actinopteri; Semionotiformes; Lepisosteidae.